GCAGGAGUGCUGUGUUGCUGUGUUUGUUUCUGGGUGAUCAUUAGACUGGAGGGGAGGGGAUACAGUAUAUAGGCAGCAGGCAGUGCAGAGCUCCGGAUACUUUGUAUCGCCUGCCUGGGUUUGUGUCUCACUCUCUGGAUCUGCCUGCACUCCCUCCCCAGACAUGACUGGCUCUGAGAAGAGUUUGGGAAAAGGUUCACCUGCUCCAGGGCCUGUUCCUGAAGGAUCUGUCCGUCUUUAUAGCAUGCGGUUCUGUCCCUAUGCACAAAGAGCAAGAUUGGUUUUGCUUGCCAAGGGUAUCAAGCAUGAAGUUGUUAACAUCAAUUUAAAGAAUAAGCCUGAUUGGUUUUUUGAGAAAAACCCACUUGGUCUUGUGCCGGCUGUGGAGCUGAGUGAUGGGGAGGUAAUCUUUGAGUCCCCCAUAGUCUGUGAUUUUCUGGAUGAAGCCUAUCCUGGCAAGAAGCUAACCCCUGCAGACCCAAUCAAAAAGGCAAAGGAGAAGAUUCUAUUGGAAUAUUUCUCUGGGGUGACCACGGCACACCAUAAAUUAGUCCUGGCCUACAAAGAGAACCAAGAUGCAACCGAACAAAAGGCAGCAUUACUCACCAAGCUCCAGAAACUGGAGGAGAUUUUAGUUAAGAACAAAACGGCUUAUUUUGGUGGAGAAUCUGUGUCGAUGAUUGACUACAUGAUUUAUCCGUGGUUUGAACGCUUCCCCCUGUUUGAUGUGAUAAAUAUUUUGACUGAGACACCAGAGCUGAAGAAGUGGUACGAUCUCAUACUUCAGGAUUCUGCCGUGCAGGAGACAUUCACCGCACCCGAAGUUUUGCUGGGAUUCUACAAGCUGUAUUCCCAGAACAGCGUCGAUGCUGUGGAUUACGGUCUUUAAAGUCACUGCUGCCUUCGUAACCUCUGUUUACACAAACAAUUUGUAUUAAAUCUGUUUCUGGGGAUGCUAAUGUCUAGAGCACCAAAAUUCACCAAUAAAGGCAGAUUGUCUGUAACAGCAGUCC
This is a messenger RNA of Pelobates fuscus (common spadefoot toad), 1013 nucleotides long. RefSeq names its product glutathione S-transferase omega-1-like. Gene Ontology annotation, molecular function: glutathione dehydrogenase (ascorbate) activity; glutathione transferase activity. Bases 164 to 889 code for a protein of 241 amino acids. Gene Ontology annotation, cellular component: cytoplasm. NCBI's taxonomy places the organism in Eukaryota, Metazoa, Chordata, Amphibia, Anura, Pelobatidae. Gene Ontology annotation, biological process: glutathione metabolic process. The record is from RefSeq and is a predicted model, not a curated record. The transcript is spliced from 6 exons.